Messenger RNA from Brassica oleracea var. oleracea, 888 nucleotides. RefSeq lists its product as uncharacterized. The transcript is spliced from 2 exons. Bases 1 to 888 code for a protein of 295 amino acids. The record is from RefSeq and is a predicted model, not a curated record. NCBI's taxonomy places the organism in Eukaryota, Viridiplantae, Streptophyta, Magnoliopsida, Brassicales, Brassicaceae.
AUGGGCUUGCAAACCGUAUGGACCAUGCAAGAAGCUUCCAGUCUAGCGUUGAAAGCCGAGCUAAUGGAGAAGUCAUCACGAGGGCUCUCAACAUUUAGAAGAAACACGGCUCAGACCAGUUUUGAACCAACAAGUGAGAAAGAAAAGAGUGUAGCCAAUAAAGACUCCAAUCCGGGAAACAAAGAAGCUAGUAGCUCUAAUACUAUACAACAGAACAAAACACCAGCUCAGAGACAGAACAACUCUUAUGCCAAGCCUUCCAUUGACAAGUUCGCUAUAAUAGAAGAAGAAGGUGAAGAGGAUGAAGGGGAUUUCGCUGAGAAUGAAGAAUAUGAGGGAGCUGAAUUAUCUGAAGAAGAAUCUGGAGAGAUGAUAAAUCUUGUGCUGCAACGAUUCUUGUGGUCAUCUAAAGAAGAAGGCCAACGUAAGAAUUUGUUUAGAACACAUUGUUCUAUUCAAAACAAGGUGUGUAAUGUGAUUGUGGAUAAUGGAAGCUCGGAGAAUUUAGUUUCUCAAAAGCUGGUGGAGUAUCUGAAGUUACCCACGACCCGUCAUGAGAAACCGCACGGCCUUGGUUGGGUAAAGCGAGGAUCAAAAGUUCGAGUUAGCAUGACUUGGAAAGUUCUCAUAUCUAUAGGUAAACACUAUAAGGAGGAGAUCACUUGUGACGUUCUUGACAUAGAUGUUUGUCACAUUCUUCUUGGACGACCUUGGCAGUAUGAUAACGAUAUCACAUAUCGAGGUCGAGACAAUGUGAUAAUGUUUACAUGGGGCAAUCAUAAAAUUGCCAUGGCACCUGUUAAGGAUUUUUGUAACAAUGCGAAGGAAAAGAAGUCAAGCUACUUGGUUAUGACACAGGACGACAAAAAGCUUGAUGGGGAUGUUUAA